AUGAGAAGAACCCUACUGAGACCUCCUCCUUCCCUUCUCUCCGCAACAACCAUUCACUUGCUUCCACCUCUCCUAUCCUACAACAAUGGCUGGUCUUCAUCAAAACCUCCAAAACAGCGCCCCACACCAACUUUCACUUCAAAUCCUAGGUGGUUUUUCACUGACAACAACUAUCUUCCUCCACCAGAAUGGAUAGAGCCCUUCAAUGACCUCUCUGAUAUAGCCUCAGAAACCCCUCAAAACCUUAAACCCUCCCCUUGGGUUCAACAAAUUAUAAGUCUUUUAUUAGAUGGCUCUAUGGAUAUGGAAUCGAGAUUGGAUCUUUUUUGCAGUAAGUUCUUGAUCAAGUUAUCACCAAAUUUUGUAGCUUUUGUUUUGAAGUCUAUGGAAAUUCAAAAAAGACCUGAUCUUGCUUUAAAGUUCUUUACUUGGGCUGGUAAGCAAAAGAAAUAUACUCAUAAUCUUCAAUGUUAUGUUUCUUUGAUUGAUGUUUUAGCUAUAAAUGGUGAUUUAGAUAAUGUAAAGUUAGUGUUUUGUAAGUUUAGAGAAAUGGGCUUUUUGAUGAAUGUUUAUGCUGUGAAUUCUUUGAUUAAGAGCUUUGGUAGUCUAGGGAUGAUAGAGGAGUUGUUAUGGGUGUGGCGUGGAAUGAAGGAAAAUGGGAUUGAACCAAGUCUGUUUACCUAUAAUUUUUUGCUUAAUGGUUUGGUUAAUUCGAUGUUGAUUGAAUCUGCCGAGCGUGUUCUUGAGGUUAUGGAGAAUGGAAAAAUUGGACCUGAUGUUGUUACUUAUAAUACUAUGAUUAAAGGUUAUUGUCAGGUGGGGAAAACCCAGAAAGCGUUUGAGAAGUUUAGAGAUAUGGAGUUGAGAAAUGUGGCUCCGGAUAAGAUUACGCAUAUGACUUUGAUUCAGGCGUGUUAUGCAGAGGGAGAUUUUGACUCGUGUUUAAGUUUAUAUCAUGAAAUGGAUGAGAAUGGAUUGGAAAUCCCGCCUCAUGCUUAUAGUUUAGUUAUUGGGGGCCUCUGUAAGGAGGGAAAAUGUGUGGAGGGAUAUGCUGUUUUUGAGAGGAUGAUUCAGAAUGGAUGUAAAGCAAAUGUUGCGAUAUAUACAGCUUUGAUUGACUCAAAGGCAAAAUGUGGUAACAUGGGAGAGGCGAUGUUGCUUUUUGAAAGGAUGAAAAAGGAAGGGCUUGAACCUGAUGCGGUUACUUAUGGGGUCAUUGUCAAUUGUAUGUGUAAGAGUGGGAGAUUGGAUGAGGCUAUGGAAUAUUUUGAGUUCUGUAGAGAUAAUGGAGUGGCAGUCAAUGCCAUGUUCUAUUCUAGUCUAAUUGAUGGCCUUGGCAAGGCUGGGAGGGUGGACGAAGCUGAGAAACUUUUCGAACAGAUGAUCAAGAGAGGAUGCCCUCCAGAUUCAUAUUGCUACAAUGCUCUUAUUGACGCCCUUGCCAAAUGUGGUAAGAUCUAUGAAGCAUUAGCACUCUUUAAGAGAAUGGAGUAUGAAGGUUGUGAUCAGACUGUUUAUACAUACACAAUAAUGAUAAAUGGAUUGUUCAGAGAGCAUAGAAAUGAAGAGGCAUUGAAGAUGUGGGAUAUGAUGAUAGAUAAGGGUAUCACACCAACUCCAGCUGCUUUUAGGGCUCUUUCUAUUGGUCUCUGUUUAUCAGGCAAGGUAGCUAGAGCUUGUAAAAUUUUGGAUGAACUAGCACCUAUGGGUGUUAUUCCUGAGACAGCUUUUGAGGAUAUGCUCAAUGUGUUGUGCAAAGCAGGCCGUAUAAAAGAGGCUUGUAAGUUGGCUGAUGGAAUUAUUGACAGGGGCAGGGAAAUUCCAGGGAGAGUUCGCACUGUUCUAAUCAAUGCUUUGAGGAAAGCAGGCAAUGUAGAUUUGGCUUUGAAGUUGAUGCAUAGCAAGAUUGGGAUCGGGUAUGAUAGAAUGGGUAGCGUUAAGAGGCGAGUGAAGUUCCGGUUUCUUGUUGAAAGUUGA
Molecule: messenger RNA, 1977 nt
Organism: Dovyalis caffra
Lineage: Eukaryota; Viridiplantae; Streptophyta; Magnoliopsida; Malpighiales; Salicaceae
Source: the annotation of a GenBank genome assembly